This is a messenger RNA of Alexandromys fortis (reed vole), 6034 nucleotides long. It is a transcript of the gene Cfap57, whose product is annotated as cilia and flagella associated protein 57. The transcript is spliced from 23 exons. Bases 165 to 3914 code for a protein of 1249 amino acids. Lineage: Eukaryota; Metazoa; Chordata; Mammalia; Rodentia; Cricetidae. Gene Ontology annotation, molecular function: protein binding. The record is from RefSeq and is a predicted model, not a curated record.
CGGAUCUUUAGGAGGAGUACCUGCAGAUCUCUGCGUGGUCUGGUAACCCAGAGUCGUGAAGAGAGGUGAGGCGUUUCUCUGGGGUCCUCCGAAGAUCCUGAGAGCGCAAGAGAGAAAGGCAAAGCGCGGAAGGAGCCUCGGGGCAGUAAUCUUUGACAGGUUCCAUGUCCACCGUGGUAGCUCAGGCGCUGCAUGUUUUUGGUCUUCGGUCCCACGUGGCCAACAAUAUCUUUUUCUUCGAUGAACAGAUCAUUAUAUUUCCUUCAGGAAAUCACUGUGUGAAGUACAAUCUGGAUCAGAAAUGGCAAAAAUUCAUUCCAGGCUCAGACAAGAGCCAGGGCAUGCUGGCCUUGUCCAUCAGUCCCAAUCGGCGAUACCUCGCUAUCUCCGAGACUGUGCUGGAAAGACCCACCAUCACUAUUUACGAGCUGUCAUCCAUCCCUUGCCGGAAGCGCAAAGUCCUGAAUAAUUUUGACUUCCAAGUUCAAAAGUUUGUCAGCAUGGCUUUCUCUCCAGACUCUAAAUACCUGCUGACACAGACGUCACCUCCAGAGUCAAACCUCGUCUAUUGGCUAUGGGAAAAGCAGAAAGUAAUGGCCAUUAUUAGAUCUGACGUGCAGAACAACCCCAUCUACCAGGUCAGCAUCAACCCCCAGGAUAAUACUCAAGUUUGUGUCACUGGGAACGGGAUAUUUAAGCUUCUCCGCUUUGCCGAAGGAACCCUAAAGCAAACCAAUUUCCAGAGGGGAGAAUCCCCAAACUACCUAGCCCACGCCUGGGUGUCUGAUGAUAAGAUCAUUGUUGGCACUGACACCGGCAGGCUCUUCCUCUUUGAGUCUGGAGAUCCACGCUGGGAGACGAACAUAAUGGUGAAGGAGCCCACCAGCUCCAGGAGCCUGGAAAUCAUCCAUGAGUCAGAGAGCCUGAUCGAGUUUCCACCACCCAGCUCCCCGGACCCCUCCUUUGAACAGGUCGUGGCCACCACUUACACCCACCACAUGUCCAUGCCCCAGGUGUUUGCCAUCGCCGCCUAUUCCAAGGGCUUUGCCUGCUCCGCUGGGCCGGGGAGAGUGCUGCUGUUUGAGAAGGUGGAAGAGAAGGACGUUUACCGAGAGAGCAGGGAAAUCCGGAUCCCUACGGACCCACAAAGCAGUGACCCAAGUCAGUCAGACAAACAGGACGUUCUAUGCCUGUGCUUCAGCCCAUCAGAAGAAACCUUGAUCGCCAGCACCAGCAAGAACCAACUCUAUUCCAUCACCAUGUCCCUGACGGAGAUCAGCAAGGGAGAGCCUGCCCAUUUCGAGUACCUGCUGUACCCGCUGCACUCAGCGUCCAUCACUGGCCUCGCUACCUGCAUCCGCAAACCCCUCAUUGCCACCUGUUCUCUGGAUCGCUCCGUCCGCAUCUGGAAUUACGAAUCAAACACCCUGGAGCUAUUUAAGGAGUACCAAGAAGAGGCCUACACCAUCAGCCUUCACCCGUCGGGACACUUCAUCGUGGUGGGCUUUGCUGACAAACUCCGCCUGAUGAACCUGCUCAUUGAUGAUAUCCGCCCUUUCAAAGAAUAUUCUGUCAGAGGCUGCAAGGAGUGUGCCUUUAGCAACGGAGGUCACCUCUUCGCUGCAGUCAACGGAAACGUGAUUCACAUUUUCACUACCACGAGCUUGGAGAACAUCACCAACUUGAAAGGGCACACGGGGAAGAUUCGUUCACUUGUGUGGAACUUAGAUGACAGCAAGCUGAUUUCUGCUGGGACGGAUGGCGCUGUGUAUGAAUGGAACCUGUCCACGGGGAAGAGAGAGACAGAAUGCGUGCUCAAGUCCUGUAGCUACAACUCUGUUACUGUCUCCCCUGAUGCCAAAGUUAUCUUCGCCGUGGGAUCGGACCAGACUCUCAAGGAGAUUGCAGAUUCUUUGAUCCUCCGCGAGAUAUCGGCUUUUGACGUCAUCUAUACGGCCAUCACCAUCUCGCACUCCGGGCGCAUGAUGUUUGUGGGCACUUCCGUGGGAACUAUCCGUGCCAUGAAAUACCCGCUGCCUUUGCAGAAAGAAUUCAAUGAGUACCAGGCUCAUGCUAGUCCCAUCACCAAGAUGAUGCUCACCUUUGAUGACCAGUUCCUAUUGACCGUGGCUGAGGAUGGCUGCCUGUUCACCUGGAGGGUCUUCGAUAAGGAUGGCCGGGGAAUCAAACGAGAGAGGGAGGUGGGCUUUGCUGAAGAGGUGCUGGUGACUAAAACAGACAUGGAAGAGAAGGCUCAGGUCAUGUUGGAGCUGAAGACACGCGUGGAAGAACUGAAAAUGGAGAACGAGUAUCAGCUUCGGCUGAAGGAUAUGAACUACUCGGAGAAGAUCAAGGAGCUGACGGACAAGUUCAUCCAGGAGAUGGAGUCCUUAAAGACGAAAAACCAGGUUUUAAAAACAGAGAAAGAAAAACAGGACAUCCACCACCGAGAACGCAUAGAACAGCUCCUGGACAAACAGUCCCGGGAGCUGCAAGACAUAGAAUGUUGCAACAACCAGAAGCUGCUCCUGGAAUAUGAGAAAUAUCAGGAGCUGCAGCUCAAGUCCCAGAGGAUGCAGGAAGAGUACGAGAAACAACUUCGGGAUAACGACGAGACCAAGAGCCAGGCCCUGGAGGAGUUGACCGAGUUCUACGAGGCCAAGCUCCAGGAGAAAACUACUCUUCUAGAAGAGGCCCAGGAAGAUGUUCGACAGCAGCUUAGGGAAUUUGAGGAAACCAAGAAGCAGAUUGAAGAAGAUGAAGACAGGGAGAUCCAAGACAUCAAAACUAAGUAUGAGAGAAAGCUCCGGGAUGAAAAGGAGUCCAACCUUCGGCUCAAGGGAGAAACGGGCAUCAUGAGGAAGAAGUUCAGUAGCCUGCAAAAGGAGAUCGAAGAGCGCACCAACGACAUUGAGAUCCUGAAGGCAGAGCAAAUGAAGCUGCAGGGCGUCAUCAAGUCCCUGGAGAAGGACAUCCAAGGCCUCAAGAGAGAGAUCCAGGAGAGAGAUGAGACCAUUCAAGACAAGGAGAAACGGAUUUAUGACCUAAAGAAGAAGAACCAAGAACUAGAGAAAUUCAAGUUUGUCCUCGACUACAAAAUAAAGGAGCUGAAGAAGCAAAUAGAACCUAGGGAGAAUGAGAUCAAAGUGAUGAAGGAGCAGAUCCAGGAGAUGGAAGCAGAACUGGAGCGUUUCCAUAAGCAGAACACGCAACUGGAGCUGAACAUCACGGAACUGUUGCAGAAACUGCGAUCCACAGAUCAGGAGAUGCGCAAAGAGCAGCAGAAGGAGCGGGACCUGGAAGCACUGGUCCGGCGGUUUAAGACGGACCUUCACAACUGCGUAGCGUACAUCCAGGAGCCCCGGCUGCUGAAGGAGAAGAUCCGUGCUCUCUUUGAGAAGUACGUGCAGCGGGCAGACAUGGUAGAAAUUGCGGGGCUGAACUCAGACCUGCAACAGGAGUAUGCCCGCCAGCGGGAACACCUGGAGAGGAAUCUUGCCACUCUCAAGAAGAAGGUGGUCAAGGAGGGUGAGCUGCAUCGCACCGACUACGUCCGCAUCAUGCAGGAAAAUGUCUCCCUGAUCAAGGAGAUUAAUGAGCUCCGCAGGGAGCUGAAGUUGACCCGCUCCCAAAUCUAUGACCUUGAAUCAGCCCUGAAACUGUCCAAGAAAACGCGACCACAAGAAGCCCCAGAGACAGCUCUCACCAAGGACAUGGCCAGCGUCAGCCCUACUAUGAGACUGAGUGAACAGGAGGAAACCGGGAGAAUCAUCGAGAUGCAGCGCCUGGAAAUCCGCCGCCUCAGAGACCAGAUCCAAGAGCAGGCGCAGGUCCCGGGCUUCCACACCAUUGCCGGAGUUCGGCUCCCUUCCCUCGCCGACUCGGAUGUGGAUUUUGAAGUGCACAGCAAGUGACCUCUGGUGAGCUAUUUGCAGCCACAGCCCGGAUGCACCACGUGUCCGGCACCAAGUCAGGCGUCUACCUGAGUCCCAUCAACCUCUUUCAUCUGGAGAGUUGGGGUCAGAAUAAAGCAGGAUGAGAAUAAAGGUGUUUGCUCACAGCCUUGAUCAACUUCUGCUGAGGGUGGGGUCCUAUGGGAAGGGGUGAGAGGAGCCGGAGGACUGGGGACUGCAGGAUCUCCAGGCCUUUGUCGUUUGCUCCUGUGCAGGAACUGGGCAAUCUGCAUUGCAGACAUGGCGAGACCUGGGGCCCGCAAGACAGGGCUGUCUGCUCACAUCUUAAGUAGCUCACCUGCAGCUUCUCCCCUGGCUUUCACCUCUCCCAGCCAAGUCAGGACCAAACAGGGUCUCCUCUGGUUUCUUCUUCCUCGUGAACUACAACGAGGGACUUCCUGUCUUUCCUUCUCUUGCCUUCACAUCUGUGUUCGGUGUGACCUUAACCGGUUCUCCAUUUCUGGAGACACUUUAUACUCUCUAGUGAUGCCUUCAGGUCCCAACCCAGGAGCCUAGAUACAGGUAGGUACUAGGAAAAGAUUCCUUUAUAAAGUAAUAAUGUAACUCAAAUGUCCUUGGCUUCUGUUUGCAGAGAACAGAUAUCUAUCUAUAUUGGGAUUUAAACCCACAGUCCCUCCUGGCCCCUAGUGGUCCCUCCGGCUGCACGAAGCCUGCCAUCUCCCAGACUCCUCAGUUUCCCAAGGCUGCAUUGCUAACAUUGUGCAAAGGACCACAGCAAAGACUGUAAAGGACUCCAGUGGAUGCUCCGUGGGGCUCUGUCUCUACUGGUCACUUCCCCACCCAACCCCCAUCCUAUCGCUGCAGUCAGUUCCUCUCCUCCAUGCCAAUGUGACAGCCAUCCUGACCCUUACCCACUGGGAUCUUCCGCAAAUCAAGCUGGCCUGUCCAAGACUCACACCUUGCCGUCACCUUUGCAGGACAGAGCGGUUUGACAUGAGACAGGGAUAGAGGAGGGACGGGGUGAGCAGGGCCAGACCCUUCCUGACCUUGAAGACACAUGAAAGAGACUGGUCAGAGUCCCAAGGUCAGUGCCAGGCUGCUGGAACCACUGUCCUCGGCUUCCCAGGCCCUUUCCACGCUGCCCCAUUUCCAGUUUCCAUAACAGGUCAGUCUUCCUGGAUCUCUAUACUUCCGCACUCUACUUCCUCUGCCUGAGAUGCUGUGGUCCCCACAGAAGUUUCAAAUCUGAGCUUAAGUGUCACUUCCUCAGAAAGCCAGACCUUGACCUCCCUUCUGCUGUCUAAAUUACACCCACCUUAAUGUUUUCUUUCAACCCCUCACUACGCCUCAUCUGUCUGGUUGCUUCGUGUCUGCCUCUCCUGCUGACUGAGUUUCAUGAGAGCUAUCCCUGGGUCUAAAGCUCACUUGGGUGGCAUCGAUGGAGGGGGUCCAAUAGUAGAAGCAGGAGGCCUGGUUAGGGAGAAGUUGUGUGUGUACGAGCGUGAGAGACUGGUCGCUUGGCCCAGGAAGAUGGCUGAGGGGAGGCAGAGGAAUGAAUUCCUCUGACUUCCAGACUGGUGGGAGUUCAUCCAAAAGAGAGGAAGCAUGGCCUGGGCAGGAGAAAAUGCAGAGGAAAACGGAGCUCUGAUGACCGGAAGCAUUCAGAUGACAAGCACACCACCAGGAAAUGUCCUUAAGCAAGACCUCACCUUUCCUCCUACGAGAUGGUUUGAGAGAGACUGGCACACAGCCACACGGUUGGGGCCGUGGUUAUGACCCUGCUACCCAGUGGCCUCCAAGUCUGUGUUUUCAUACACUGAGCUGUGAGAGGUGCCUGUCCAAACCCCACAGGCCGGGUGGUUGGAGGGUAUUGGAAUGUAGCUCCCAGAGACUCUUAACCAGAAGGAAAGGGGGCGGAAACUGAGCUUUCCGUGGCUGCUGCCCAGUGGACGAAAGGAAGGAAGACAGAAGCAGCAGCAGCAGAGCUCGAGAAGGAACCCCAGCUAGUGCCUGAGCCUGCGGCUUGUUUCCUUAGCUGCAGAGGGAUGAACAUAGCUUCAGCCUGAGGCUAGAGGCUCAGCCUUUUUAGCUCUCUACAUCCGGCCUUCCAUGCUGCUCUA